Pogonomyrmex barbatus (red harvester ant) is the source of this 624-nucleotide messenger RNA. RefSeq lists its product as uncharacterized. NCBI's taxonomy places the organism in Eukaryota, Metazoa, Arthropoda, Insecta, Hymenoptera, Formicidae. The record is from RefSeq and is a predicted model, not a curated record.
AUGAAACAACUACAGCAAAUCUGUAAUGAGCUAAAAGAUGAAGAUGAGAUAAAUAUCAUGAAAGAAUAUGGAUACAAUACAAAACGUUGUACAACUCUACUUUCAUUGUUCAGCAUUUGUUGCAUAUGUAUUAUCUUUGUAACGCCAAUUCUAAAGCCAGUCCUUAAUAUUGUUUUACAUACAAAUAAAUCUCAAUCACGUGAACUACUACACUUUAAGAUAAUUCAGGAAUAUUUCAUCGAUCAAGAAAAGUACUGGUUUGUAAUUAUGUUGCACAUGAAUACAUUCAUAUGUAUCGGAGCGAUUACAGUAACAGCGACAGGAACAAUGCUUUUAGGAUAUAUUAUACACACAUGUGGAAUAUUUAAAAUUGCCAGUUAUCGUAUCGAGCAAGCAAUAAUGACUAAAGCAUGUGAAAAGAUUUGCAUAAAAAGUGAGAAAAUGAUAUACAAAGAAAUAAUUCAUGCCGUAGACAUCCAUCGUAAAGCUAUAAAAUACAUUAAUUUUAUUGUGUCCAGUUUUGAAGGAUCCUUUUUAUUAAUAGUAAUUUGUGUAAUUUGUUUAAGUCUCAAUCUUUUUGCAAUAAUUGCUAAAAUGGAAUCAGAUAUGUUACAAGAGAUAUAA